Messenger RNA from Manihot esculenta (cassava), 977 nucleotides. RefSeq lists its product as uncharacterized. The transcript has 4 exons. Bases 131 to 418 code for a protein of 95 amino acids. Lineage: Eukaryota; Viridiplantae; Streptophyta; Magnoliopsida; Malpighiales; Euphorbiaceae. The record is from RefSeq and is a predicted model, not a curated record.
GCGGGUCGGUUACUUUCCAUUCGAAAUCCCCGACUACCAUCCCAGCAGCAAAAUCGUCUCCGCCGAAAGUCAAUUGGCAUAACGGCGCAAGAUCAGUGAUAAUGGAAGAACUGUGAAGAAAAGACGCGAGAUGGGUUUCAUUAAGAGAGAAAAGAAAGCUUCAUCUUCCUCGACUUCAACAUCGCCUUGUGCUCAUCUCAGAGCUGCUUACCAAAAUUGCUUCAACAGGUGGUACUCAGAGAAGUUUGUGAAGGGUCAAUGGGAAAAAGAGGAAUGCGUUUCUGAGUGGCAGAAAUACAGAGCUUGCCUCUCUGAACAUUUGGAUGAUAAGCAUUUGAGUCGCUUCUUGGAAGCUGAAAUCAUUCCAGCCGAUUUGGGAAAUCCAGUUGAUGGUGCUGCUGCUGGUGUUCCCCAGUAACUCACAUUGUUCUAUCUCUAAGUAAUAAACUAGAGAACAAAUUCAAGAUAAUUACCUAUGAUUGCUUGUGUAGCAGUCUGACCAUCUAAAGUACCCUGGUUCUAUUCUUGUUCUGCAAUAUGCAAUGUAGGAGUUAAUGAUUGAAAUUGCUUAGUAAUAGUUAUUAUAUUUUUCUUCAAGUAAUCCAAAGAAGUAACUAGCAAAGCUUAUUGGAGCUAUAUUUACAUUUGGCUGCAGAUAAUUACCUAUGAUUGCUUGUGUAGCAGUCUGACCAUCUAAAGUACCCUGGUUCUAUUCUUGUUCUGCAAUAUGCAAUGUAGGAGAGGGUCCUGGAGCGGCAUUGAUGGAUAGGUGAAGCCUACAAUCGAUUAUUUAUAGAUGGGUACAAUAGAAUUGUUUCAUAUAUGGUGUCAAUGAGAUUUUGGUGCAGGAAAAUCCUUGAUGGAAUGUUGAGAAACUGUAUUCCUUAUUAUUUUACUAUUGAUUUGAAUUUGAGUUGGUCAUUGAACUACACUGACAAUUAAGUAAUAUAAAAUCAUCACCUCAGCCAUUGCUCCCA